CUCUCUCUCUCUCUAUCUAUCUAUCUAUCUAUCUCUCUGUGUUUUCAUUUUUGGGUUCAGAAGCUUCAAUUUGAUAUCUAUCUUCAAGAUUUUUCUUUUUAACAAUGAACCAUCCAAUUAUAUGCCAUGCUUACAAGGAAUUGAAAUCAGGAGGAAUUUUCUAUGGCGAUAGUCCUUUCCAUUUCGCCACUGCAAUCCUUUUCUUUCAGGUUUCUUUAGCCGCAAGUCUCACCGCCUUUCUACGAUAUAUCCUCUCCCCGCUCGGCGAGAGCACUUUCGUUUCCCAAAUGCUGGCUGGUAUUGCAUUAGGGCCAUCAUUUGUUGGAAAAGAUUCAACGUUCACAAGGACGGUUUUCCCUCCAAGUAGCUUCUACAUCAACCAGACAUUUUCCUUCUUCGGUUGUAUGCUAUUUAUGUUCCUUGUAGGAGUUAAAAUGGAUGUGAGUUUGGUAACAAAUUCAGGAAAAAAAUCCCUUGCCAUUGCACUCUUUUCCAUAUGUGUUCCAUUAAUAAUGAGCACCGGUUUAGCCCUCAUUCUUCAGCGUAAUGUCACAAUGGAACCUAAUUUGCACAAAUCUUUGUUUACCGUAGCAGUCUUUCAGUCCUGCAAUUCAUUCUACGUCGUCGCAUGUCUUUUAGCCGAUUUGAAGCUUCUCAAUUCAGAGCUCGGACGCUUAGCUCUUUCUUCAUCGUUGAUAAGUGGUUCAAUAUCAUGGAUUGGACUCAUUCUUUUCUUUACCAUAAGACAAAGCAUAGUGGGUAAAGAAAAUUCUCUUCUAUGGAUGGCUUUGUGUCUCUUCUGCUUGGUGUUUUUGAUAGUUUUUAUUUUGAGACCCAUUAUGGUUUGGAUGAUUUCGAAGACUGCUAGCGAGAAAGCAAUCAAGGAGGUUUACAUAUUCUCCGUAUUUGUGAUGAUUUUGAUUUGUGCGCUGUUUGGUGAAUAUAUAGGACAGCAUUUCAUGCUAGGGCCUAUGGUUUUGGGCCUGGCUGUUCCUGAUGGGCCUCCAUUGGGCUCGGCUUUGGUGGAUAAGUUAGAUACGUUUGUCUCUUCGGUUCUUUUGCCCACUUACUUUGUGUUUAGUGGGUCCGGUAUAAAUCUGUUUCUGAUACAGAUGAAGACUUUGGGAAUUAUGGAGCUGAUGGCUUUUGUUUGCUUCGUUGGGAAAGUUUUGGGAAUAAUGAUUCCUUCACUGUAUUGCAAAAUGCCACUUGUUGACGCUCUGUGUUUGGGCCUCAUGAUGAGUACACAAGGCAUCACUGAUAUUCUAAUGUGGCAACAUGGAAGUCUCCUCUUUCUGAUCGACCAACAAUCAUACAGUAUCAUGGUGAUGUCAACUGUGGUAUUAACAGGGACCAUCACUCCCUUAGUGAAAAUACUCUACAAUCCAUCAAAAAGAUACAAGUCCAAAAGAAGAAGAAACAUAGAGCACGCACUUCCCAAUGCCGAACUCCGUCUCCUCACAUGCAUCUACAAUCAAUACAACACUCCUUCCAUCAUCAACCUCCUCAACCUCUCUAACCCAUCUCUGAAAAGCCCUAUCUGCUUCUAUUUCAUCCAUCUCAUCGAGCUCUCUGGCCGGUCCACUCCUCUCCUCAUAUCCCACAAACCGGGAAGAAAAUUCUCUGUCCGAUCCAACAUCAGCGACCACAUAAUCAACGCCUUUCAAUUCUUCGAGCAGAACAACGACGGUAAGGUCAUAAUGAAUGCUUACACCGCCAUCGCCCCCUGUGCUUCCAUGCACGACGAUAUAUGCACUCUUGCUCUGGAGAAAAGAACUUCUAUGGUGAUCAUCCCUUUCCACAAGCAAUGGACAACCAGCACAAAUGACAUUCAGGAGUUAUCGGGCCCCAUGAUCAGGUCCGUAAACCUUAACGUGCUCGAGAAGUCACCGUGCUCCGUCGGGAUCCUCGUCGACCGUGGAACUUUAAGUGGCACAGUUUCUGAAUACGGAGAAGCUUUCUACGAUAUAGGAAUGAUUUUCAUUCAAGGUCCGGACGACCGCGAAGCUUUAGCAUACGCAAUGCGCAUGGCGGAGAACCCUAACGUGAGCCUUACGGUAGUUAGGUUGCUGGAUGUCAGCAAAGCUCGAAGGAGUACCAUUGAUCAUGAGCUCGAUAACAACAUGAUGAACAAAUAUAAGAUGUUCGCAGAGGGGAAAAAACGCCAUGCUUAUUUACAAGAAGACGUGGAGAACAGCGUGGAGAUGAUAAACGUGAUUAGGUCGUUGGAUAUUUGUUACGACCUAAUUUUGGUUGGGAGGAGACAUGAUAAUGAAUCGAGGUUGUUCAUGGGGACGGAGUGGAAUGUUGAGAACCCGGAGUUGGGGUUCAUCGGAGACAUGCUGAUAUCAUCGGAUACUAACUGCGACGUGUCCGUGUUAGUGGUGCAACAACAGUCUUUUGGAAGCCAUGACCGCAUGCCUGAAAGCUCUAUGUACGUUGUGAUGGAACAAGUUUGUACCGUGGAUAUCCCACGUGAGUUGGGUAAAGUUUGGCCUUCUUAAUUUUCUUUCUUACUGAACCAACCGUGCCAUCAUCCAAAGGAAAAUGGAUGAUAUAGAUAUAUAUAUAUAUAUAUAUAUAUUUGGAAAUGCACUUUUCUCUUUUCUUUUUUUUUCUUUUUUUUUUUUUUUUUGCUUU
Molecule: messenger RNA, 2640 nt
Organism: Ziziphus jujuba (common jujube)
Lineage: Eukaryota; Viridiplantae; Streptophyta; Magnoliopsida; Rosales; Rhamnaceae
Product: cation/H(+) antiporter 15
Exons: 3
Coding region: 105-2504 (799 amino acids)
Biological process (GO): proton transmembrane transport; regulation of pH
Cellular component (GO): membrane; endomembrane system
Molecular function (GO): antiporter activity
Source: RefSeq, a predicted model, not a curated record